AUGGCAGGCGCUAAAAGUGAGGAAAUACAGGUAUCAGGAAGGAAGGAGGGUCGCAGAAUUCUCUUCCCCAUUGAUAACAGCGAAAACUGCGUACGGGCCUUCCGCUGGUAUCUGCGAUACGUCAAAAAGCCCGGGGACUUCAUUGUAUUCAUUCAUGUUGUGGAGCCUGCCUACUCGGCUGCUCCGGUUAGAAUCUCAUCUGAGUUUCCACCUCAGAUUCUCGGGGACCUUCCUGGUGCAGUCGAGGAGAUCAUAAAGAAGGGCAAGGCCCUCGGAACAAAGUACAUGGAUUUGGCAAAUAAGGCAGAUCUGGGCUCGAGCGCCUUCCUUCAUAUGGAAACAAAGCCUGGCCGAGCGAUUCUCACCUCGGCUAAGAAGCACUCUGUCGACAUGAUUGUAAUGGGUUCUGGUGGCCAAGGCUUCUUCAGUCGCGUUUUUCUGGGUUCUGUCAGUGACUACGUCGUACACAACUCAACAAUUCCUGUUGUUAUCGUACAUACAGAAAAGGACUGA
Messenger RNA from Mesocestoides corti, 513 nucleotides. NCBI's taxonomy places the organism in Eukaryota, Metazoa, Platyhelminthes, Cestoda, Cyclophyllidea, Mesocestoididae. The record is from the annotation of a GenBank genome assembly.